Messenger RNA from Sinocyclocheilus rhinocerous, 4777 nucleotides. Its product is annotated as extracellular serine/threonine protein kinase FAM20C-like. The record is from RefSeq and is a predicted model, not a curated record. Gene Ontology annotation, biological process: protein phosphorylation; enamel mineralization. Bases 495 to 2216 code for a protein of 573 amino acids. The transcript is spliced from 10 exons. Gene Ontology annotation, cellular component: Golgi apparatus. NCBI's taxonomy places the organism in Eukaryota, Metazoa, Chordata, Actinopteri, Cypriniformes, Cyprinidae. Gene Ontology annotation, molecular function: protein serine/threonine kinase activity.
CAAUCUGAAUGCUGUGACGAGGAGAGGCAGGAUCCCAAUAUUUAACACACAGGGCACUGAUACAUCUACACCUGUCACUGACUGCUCCUCAUGAAGAACUAAUGCACUUUAUCUCCCUCCUCACAUGCUGAAGAUAUCCACACAUGGGACUGCCGAUCCGACAUCCGUGCGGCUCUUGAGAAGUCAGAGGCGAUUUCCUCGUGUUUUGUCAUUAUUUACCGGGACAUUUUACAGAUGCGCAUUAUCAUGAACCUGUAAGGAUGCGACAGGACAUCUGAACCUCACCUAAAAUCAAAAUCGCGCUACUCGCAACUAUGCCGAAAAGAAAUCGUUCUUGAUACAUCUGGGAACCGCAGGAUGCAGAAGAAGAUUUUCGCACCUAUUUGAACAUGGAUCUCCCAUCAUAACGCGGAUUACAGUAGGACACCACAUGCGCCCCUGAAUCUUUUUAUUAUAGCCUGUAUCAUAUUGUGGCAAGUGCUUUAGGUAUAAAGAUGAUCCUAUUUCGUAAAUUUCGCGUGUUGAUUUUAAUGGUGUUUCUCGUCGCCUGCACCAUGCACAUCAUGAUAGACCUGUUACCCAAGCUGGAGAAGCGCGCGGCGGGAUCGAGCUCCAGCGCUGGAGGUGGAGGCGGCUGCUCCUGCGCUCACACACCGGGCGAGGAGCCUCGAUCCUGGGCCAAACAGCGCGCCAGAGCCGCCGCCGCCGAACCGGGCUGGCCUAAUAAACACUCUUUGAGACUACUGCAGGAUUUCAGCAAUGAACCCAACUCCAACCUCACUUCGCACUCGCGGGAGAAGGUGACAGAGAGAGCCGAGUCUGAAAAGAGAGCGAGACAGCUGCAGCUGGGCUCGGAGAAGAGGGUUUUGAUGAGAGAUACGGUGAGCGGACAGAAGCAGAGAGCUGUCCAGGGUUCCUCCAGACUGAAGGCGCUCUAUGAGCAUCCCCUCUAUAAGACCGACCUGCCUCAUCUCUCUGAAGAUGACACCUUGUUCAACCUCAACAAUGAUAUCAGAUUCUACCCCAAAGCUGCCGGACAACAAGAAUGGCAUAACGAGGGGAACGUGGAGGAGGAGGAGUACAGUCCAACAGGGGAGGCCACUGCUGAGUCAUAUCCCAACUGGCUCCGCUUCCACAUCGGAAUUAACCGACACGAGCUCUACUCCAGACACAACCCCGUCAUCGGCGCCCUGCUGAAAGACCUGGUCUCCCAGAAGAUCACCAGCGUAGCUAUGAAGUCAGGUGGCACUCAGCUGAAGCUCAUCAUGUCAUUCCAGAACUAUGGACAAGCACUGUUCAAACCUAUGAAACAAACCAGGGAACAAGAAACACCCCCAGACUUCUUCUACUUCUCUGACUUUGAGCGACACAACGCAGAGAUCGCUGCAUUUCAUCUGGACAGAAUCCUGGAUUUCCGGAGAGUUCCCCCGGUGGCCGGCAGGCUGGUGAACAUGACACGGGAGAUCCGAGACGUGACCCGUGACAAAAAGCUCUGGCGGACAUUCUUCGUAUCCCCAGCCAACAACAUCUGCUUCUAUGGCGAGUGCUCCUACUACUGCUCCACAGAACAUGCCCUAUGUGGGAAGCCCGACCAGAUCGAGGGCUCCCUGGCUGCAUUUCUUCCUGACUUGGCACUAGCUAAGCGCAAGACCUGGAGGAACCCCUGGCGCCGCUCCUACCACAAACGCAAGAAAGCUGAGUGGGAAGUGGAUCCGGACUAUUGUGAUGAAGUCAAACAGACUCCUCCGUAUGACCGAGGCACACGACUUCUGGACAUCAUGGACAUGACUAUUUUUGACUUUCUAAUGGGCAACAUGGAUCGCCACCAUUACGAGACUUUUGAGAAGUUUGGAAAUGAGACUUUCAUUAUUCAUUUGGACAACGGCAGAGGAUUUGGAAAGCAUUCACACGAUGAAAUGUCCAUCCUGGUCCCUUUGACUCAGUGCUGCAGAGUGAAGAGGUCGACGUAUCUGCGGCUACAGCUGUUGGCUAAAGAGGAGUUCAAGCUGAGCUCUCUGAUGGAGGAAUCGCUACUGCAGGACCAGUUGGCACCCAUCCUCAUCCAGCCCCACCUGGAGGCCAUGAACCGCCGCCUGCGCCUGGUGCUCACGGUGCUGGCCGACUGCGUGGAGAAAGAAGGCUUCCCAUCAGUGGUGGAGAACGACCUGGACGGACAGCCCUCCUCGCACCACCAUCAGGCGCACGGAGGGAGGUAGUGAGGCCUGAACCUCGGUUCCCGCCAGUCAGUCCCCCACCAUGAGCCCCACCGAGGCUUGUGCUCGAGUCACACUCUGAAUUCAGUGAAUUCCACGACUAGCCACCAAUGCCUCUGAGGAGCCACCCUAUUGUGUGUGUAGAAGCGGAACUCUGGGACGAAGAUGUCGUUUCUGGAUGGCCGAGGCUUGUGUUUGAGCUGCACUACAUACUUUUCUGUUGCAUCCUGAUUUGUUUGACAAGUCUGCUGAUAUAAUUACAUUUGCAUAUUUCAAGUUGGCGAGUGUACAGACGAGUUGGAACCAAAAGCUGAAAGAGAUGAUUUGGGUACUCAGAUCUAUAUAUUCAAACACAACUGUGCUCAUGUAGGUCUUCGACAUAAGGGCACGUAAACGAGCUUUAAUGAUAGUACUGCAGUGCAGUACUACUGUGCAAGGACACUUAAACGCAUCCUUCCCUGUGCGUUCACAAUUCGACAUCAUUUCCUGCCAUCUGAACCAAGCCAUCGUUUCAAUUGCACAUUGUGCCAUCAAGCCUUCAAUCAUCGUGUCAGUUUGUUAUUUCACUUAAGGUGAAGUGCGCGCUUCAUUUGAGGUUAUUCAGUGGUGAAGGAGAGAAUCACGCUGAUUGGUUCUUCAGGCGUCCUGUGCCCGCAGUCAGUGUUUCCCAUCUCAGGCCUCAUGCUGAAUACACCUGCUCUCUCUUAAUGAGAACCUUAAGGACGAGCUGAUGCUAUGCUAGCAGAAGUUCAUAAUGAUGUUAGUCGUACUUCACGCUGCAGGUAUCUCGAGUCUCAUCUGGUGGAGUGAUUUCAGUGCUUGAUUAUAGAGUAGGGCACAGGCUCGAGGGAAUGAAACAAACCAAUCAGUCCUAACCAGGAGGCAACAAACCGAUAAGUCCUUUCAUGUUAAAAUAAGUUUUUGUCCUAACCAGGUGACAAGCAAUGGCCAACGAGACCAGGGGAGUCCAAACUUGCUCCUCCAACGUACUACAAAACACCUGCCUGGAUGUUUCUAGCAGGCCUAAAGAGCUUGAUUAGCUGGUUCAGGUGAGUUUAUUUAGGGUUGGAGCUAAACUCUGCAGGACAGUGGCCCUCCAGGAGCAGGAUUGGACACCUCUGGACAAGACAUUUUGGUUGGUUUCUAUUUCUUUUCUGAGUCUAUUUUUUUUUUUUGUUGUGCUAACGGUGAACUCUGACUGGUCUGAAAUCCUGCUUCACAUAUUUGUGUGUAUUAUGCUGCGUUCCAUUCAGUCAGACGUGGGAUCUGAUCUCUCAUCCGUUUCAUUGCUCCGUGUUCAGAGCAUGACAUAGCAAACCAAAUGCUCCUGCCGGUGUUUCGUGGUCUAUGAAAAUGUGUCCUAGAAAUCAGUUUGGGGAGGUUACAUAAUGGUAUUUAGUGCAAGCAUUUGUUGUUCUGUGAUUAUUAACUGAGAGGAUCAAUCACAGUGUUUUACACCCCCUGUUUCUCUGGUUUUAUUAUCAUGAAAUAUGGGAACGUGGACUGCUCUGCUCUGAUCUGAUCUGUCUUAUCAUAAUAAAGGCAGAAAUGCCAAAAAUAAAUCUUUUAAAAAAUGUUUUGAGGGAAUAUCACAUUUUCUUACUUUUUUCUUAGGUUAUAAAGUAGAAUGAAAAUAACAGUUAAGAAGAACACUACUCUUAAGAAUCAUUCGUGAAUCCAGCACUGAUUAGCAAAUUACUCGCCUGUGGAAAGUGGUUAUAGGACAUGGUAUAAUGCUGAUAGAUCGUUUUAUAAUAGGACAUCGUUUCAUUCCUACUGUUUUGUUUUGUUUUUCAGCGUUACUCACAUAUACUGACCUUUCAACAAAAGUUAUUAUUCCAUUGCUCUACAUAAAACAUGUUUUCAGCUCUCACUUAUUUUGUGUUGUGUAAACCAUGGCCAAAAAAGGCAAAAGAGUGCCUUUUAUCUUUGUGGUGAUUGCCACUUUCUCGUUCAUUCACUCAUAUUCACGCCAUCGCAUUUUAAAGAAGUUUUAGUUGGCCUCUAAAUUAACCUUUUGGAAGUAGUUGUGUGUUGUAUUUUAAAAGCUCAAAAUGCUAUUUAUUAAGAAAGAGUACAUUUGUGAGGAAAUCGUGUUGGGUUUUAGGUCUUAUUUUGCAUUUGAGAUUUUUUUUGUGUGUGUGUGCUUUAAAAAGAAGUCCCUGUUCCUCACAGACAUUGUAAAGAUGAUUUGAUAGUCUGACUGCUCUGUGUAAAGUGAGGGGCCACAUGUAGUGUUUUGUGUUUAACCCCAGUGCCUGUGCAAUGCUCAAGAAACUUGAAUGUUUUGGGAUUAUUCACAAACGGACCUUUUAGUAGCCCAUGGCCUGGACUCAAAGGUGUUUGGUUUUUUUUAGUUGGCAGUAAGUAAUUAUGAGAUGGUCAAGGCUUCUAUUAGCCAAACAGACUUAAAAAUGUUCCCAAUACUCUCAGUUUUUCUGUACAUAUCUGUAAAUAUGAUACGUUGAUCCAAGAGGCUGUUUUCGGAGCAAAAAAAAAGCUUCAGUUUUCUUUUCCUCUCUUCAGCAUUGUUACUGUGAAGAUCUGUUUGCAAAAUGAUAAAA